Fusarium proliferatum ET1 is the source of this 1032-nucleotide messenger RNA. RefSeq lists its product as uncharacterized. The coding region runs from base 1 to 1032 and encodes 343 amino acids. The record is from RefSeq and is a predicted model, not a curated record. Gene Ontology annotation, cellular component: mitochondrion. NCBI's taxonomy places the organism in Eukaryota, Fungi, Ascomycota, Sordariomycetes, Hypocreales, Nectriaceae. The transcript has a single exon. Gene Ontology annotation, molecular function: oxidoreductase activity.
AUGGCCACUCAUACCAUCCGCAAAGUCGUCUACUCUGCCUACGGCGGUUCCUCCAACGUGAGCGUCGUCACAGCUCAAAUCCCCCCUCCAGCAAAAAACGAAGUCCAAGUCGAUGUCAUCUACUCAGGCUUCUCUGGCGCCGACAUCCAGAUGCGACUUGGCACAUACCCCAUGCAAAAGGCGGCACCUUUGACACCCGGCUACUGCUUCGUUGGUCGCGUCAGCACUAAUGGGGACAAGUCCUCCAAAUUCCGCCCUGGUCAGCUCGUUGGCGCUCUUAGCGUGUACGAUGCUGAGGCUCAGAAGAUCAAUAUCCUCGAAAAGUACCUGAUCGCCAUUCCUGAGCGAGUUGAUAUGCAACAGGCGGUUGCUGCUUUUCUUGAUUGGAACACCGCUUAUGGCCUUGUUCAUCGCGCGACAAAUUUGGUUGGCAAGGGCCAGCGCGUCUUCAUCCAUUCCAUCAGUGGCGCUGUUGGCUAUGCCAUUAUGACCCUGUGCCUGCUGGAGGGCGCUGAAGUCUACGGCACCGCUUCAGAGCGCAACCAUGAGUCUCUCCGCCAGCUCGGAGUAACACCCUUUACCUAUGCCAACAAGAACUGGGUCAGUGAGAUGAAGCAGCGCGGUGGUGCACACGUGGUCUACGAUCCAAUUGGAUUUGAGCACUACAAUGAUUCAUGGGAUAUUCUCAUCACCGACGAGCCCUCGCGUCUUGUCGGUUUCGGCGGUAACAUGAACAUUCUCCAGGGUGAUGACGCCAAACCGCGAUCGCAGUACGUCGGAAUGGCCAAACUUCUGGCCAAGAACGGCUGCUUGUUCACCAAAAGAAGCACUUCCUUCUACUACAUUGACCGCGAUCGCGCGACAUAUAUGGAAGAUCUUCAAACCGUCAUGAAUCUCCUCAUUGAUGGAAAGGUUGAGGUCCCGAUCAAGAAGGUCUGGGAUUUGGAGAACGUGCGGGAGCCCCAUGAGACUUGGGGCAAGGUCUCUGGGAUGGGAUCAUGCUUGAUCCGUGUCGACCCCAAUGCUCCUUGA